AUGAAUCCCGCCUGCAAACUGAGUUUACAGAGCCGCGAGUGCCAGGACUGGAUGAGCGAGGUAUGUGCCCAUUGCAGCCACCUGCUGCCCGAUCCCAGGCAAGCAGAGCUCUGGGACACCUGGUGGCCGGAUGAACCGGCGGCGCCCUACAAGCCUCGCGUCAGCCUGAUGUCGGCCUACGACUGCCACAAGCUGCGCAAAGAGGUAGCACGCGAGGUGACCAAGCGGGAAAAUGUGGAUGACCAUGACCACGGCUUGGGUGAAGGUGACCAUCCGGUUGGGUGGACGAUCUGCCGAAUCAUACUGGUGAUCCUAGUACUGGCCACUGUUCUCUUUACCAUAGUAUGUGCUUUGCAAAUGAUAAUUGGUGGAAUUCGCCGAUGGAUACAGCCCCCUUUAGAGCAAUGCAUGUCGGACGAGAAACACAAGACACCGCCUCCAAAGACCGACGUGGAAACCCCCAAACCUCCACCGGAAGAGCCUCCCAAACGGACAAAGGCCCCCAGGUCAUUUAUCUCCUUUGGGCGGAACUCCGAUCCACGCACCCAUUAUGGCCCUUACAAGAACCAGAAGCUAUUUAAGACCGCCUCUGCGCCGGAACAGCCCCUGUCUACCACUAGGCCGGAGGCAAAGGCACAGGCACGGAAAACUCUACGACCCUGGUUCGUCGAACGACCGGAGCACGUCGAACGGCAAUCGCAUAGUAACAAAUCGGCCACAAAAUAA
Messenger RNA from Drosophila bipectinata, 726 nucleotides. RefSeq lists its product as uncharacterized. The record is from RefSeq and is a predicted model, not a curated record. Lineage: Eukaryota; Metazoa; Arthropoda; Insecta; Diptera; Drosophilidae.